ACAACUUGUAGACCUUUCCUGCAGUCUCUGAGGAGAUGGACACCUCUUCUUCUUCUGGACGAUCUCCGUCUCCUACUGGGACUGUCUUCUUACCCCCUCCUAUCAUGUGGAACAGUCUCUACAAGCAGGCAGAGAUGGAGGUUCAGUUCCUGAGGGAAGAGAAGAAGACCUGUACAGAGAAGGAAGCCCACAUGCUUGAGUUGAGGGGGAAGGAUCGAACGAUCCGAAAUCAGAAGAAGGAGAUGGACAGACUUCAAGUGUGCCUCUGGGAGGAGGAAAAGAAGAAGAGGAAUGGUGGAACGGAGAAGGACGAGAUGAUUGAACAACUACAGUCUGAGACAGACCAUCUCAGAGCCCUUUUGACAGAUGAAAGGAGGAGAAGAGUAGAAAGGGGUAUUAUGAAAGAGUGGAAGGCUGAGAUCCUGAGACUGAGGGAGGCAGAGAGCCAGAGGGAGGCAGAGAGACAGAGGGAAGCAGAGAGCCACAGGGAGGCAGAGAUACAGAGGGAGGCAGAGAGACAGAGGGAGGCAGAGAGACAGAGGGAGGCAGAGAGCCACAGGGAGGCAGAGAGACAGAGGGAAGCAGAGAGCCACAGGGAGGCAGAGAGACAGAGGGAAGCAGAGAGCCACAGGGAGGCAGAGAUACAGAGGGAGGCAGAGAGACAGAGGGAGGCAGAGAGACAGAGGGAGGCAGAGAGACAGAGAGAAGCAGAGAGACAGAAAGAAGCAGAGAGACAGAGGGAGGCAGAGAGAGCCACAGAAUGGGAGGACAACCAGAGAAAAAUGCGGGAGAUCAACAGACUCAGAAAACUGCUGGAGCUGCUGAUGGUGGACCUACAACUGGCCCACGUAAGACAUGUCAUUGUUAUUAUUAAAAGGCAGUGUAUAUUCACCCGGCUGAAAAUGAAUGGCAGUAUGCUAACCCAAUGUUAACUUUUAUGCCUUUUUUAAACUUUAACCUUUACCUUAACCUCACUGAAACUAUACCUAACCUUUACCAUAACCCAACCCUAGGUCCUAAACCUAACCUUCAUUUAUCUCAACCCCUACGCCUUUCCUCUGCCGGUUGAAUAUCCACUUCCUUAUUAACGUCAUUACUGUUAUUGUUGUUGAUAACUGUAUCUGUGCAGGUUGUAAAUAGUUGCAUUAGUGAAACAUCAUUUGUAGGAGUAAUUUCUACAAGCAUAAACAUCAGAGGCAACAUUGUUGUAACAUCACACAAAUUGCAAUGGGAAUUUCUCAAACCCCUAACUGAAUGGGCAAGCUAGUUGUGUGUUUGUAUUUGUACACAUUUUGGACAUAAUUUAUUACAUAAAAUGUCUCAUAAUUUUUUCAAACCAUGUCAAUACAUUAACUGACAAUGAAUUGUCCAGAUGAAUUGAUCAAAAUGACUCUGCUAUUGAUGCUGUUUGAUUCAAUUACCUAGGUCU
This is a messenger RNA of Salvelinus fontinalis (brook trout), 1429 nucleotides long. Its product is annotated as octapeptide-repeat protein T2-like. The transcript is spliced from 2 exons. NCBI's taxonomy places the organism in Eukaryota, Metazoa, Chordata, Actinopteri, Salmoniformes, Salmonidae. The record is from RefSeq and is a predicted model, not a curated record. The coding region runs from base 36 to 932 and encodes 298 amino acids.